UUUAAUAGUACUAAGCUACUUUUUAAAAUAUCAUACAUAACAAAUUAAAGACUGAAGAAAGAUGGCUAGUGGUGUUGUCUUGGUAACUGGUGGGAGCGGAUGUUUAGGACAACAUAUUAUCAAACAUUUACACCUACUGGGAACGGAUGUCAAAGAAAUUCGUAUUUUAGAUGUUGUGAAAUACGAACAAAAAUUAGAUUUUGAAAUAAGUAAACCAAUGAAAACGUUUGUUGGAAGUAUCACUGACCAAUCAGUGGUCAAUGAAGCAUGUGAUGGCGUGGAUGUUGUUCUUCAUAUUGCAUCGCUGAUAGACUGGCGGUUAUUUCCUAAUCAUAAGACUUUACAUGAGGUUAAUGUCACAGGAACUGAAACUAUUCUGAAGGCAUGUAAGGACAAAAAUGUACCAUACCUAAUCUACUGCAGCUCUCUUAGCAUAUUCUAUGGUCCACGGGAAAUAAAGGCGGGAACUGAGACUUCAGUGCAACCACAGACUAACUUGUACUUCGGAGCAUAUGCUAAGACAAAGUCAAAAGCCCAGAAAAUGGUAUUAGGAGCAAAUGGGAGAAAACUAAACAACGGAAAGUCUUUAAGAACAUUAGCCAUUCUCCCACUUCCACUAUAUGGUGAACUGGACUACCACAAUAUUACACCAAGUGUUCAACCUUUCAAAGAUAAAACGUACACUCUGAUUGGACCAAUGACAGCACGUGUGCAUUACAGUUAUGCUGGUAACUGUGCUUAUAUGUUUAUUAAAGCAAUGGAAGCAAUUCAACGGAACCCAGAAGUAGGAGGCGAAUACUUUUUUGCAGCAGACGAUACACCACCAAACAUAUUUCCAGAAACCAUCAGACCUUUCUUUGACCAGUUUAAUGUAAAAACUUCAUCAUGGCAUGUACCAUACUGGUUUAUAAUGUCAUUUGUGUUUAUUGUUUAUUGUGUAUUUUAUGUCAUACGAUUUUUUACACCCGUAGAUUUAGUAAAUUUAGGAUUCACAACCGGAAGUAUUUCGUUUCUGAACACCACGUGUUACGUCACUUACGAUAAAGCCAACACGUUACUGGGAUACAAACCAUUAUACGACUAUAAAACUUCUAUUGAUAUGUCCAAAAAGUUUUACGCAAAAGUUGUAUGAUGAAUUUCAUUUCAGUGAGAU
This is a messenger RNA of Mytilus trossulus (common blue mussel), 1153 nucleotides long. RefSeq names its product 3 beta-hydroxysteroid dehydrogenase/Delta 5-->4-isomerase type 2-like. Lineage: Eukaryota; Metazoa; Mollusca; Bivalvia; Mytilida; Mytilidae. The record is from RefSeq and is a predicted model, not a curated record. The coding region runs from base 62 to 1132 and encodes 356 amino acids. Gene Ontology annotation, biological process: steroid biosynthetic process. The transcript has 5 exons. Gene Ontology annotation, molecular function: 3-beta-hydroxy-Delta5-steroid dehydrogenase (NAD+) activity.